Molecule: messenger RNA, 1671 nt
Organism: Spathaspora passalidarum NRRL Y-27907
Lineage: Eukaryota; Fungi; Ascomycota; Pichiomycetes; Serinales; Debaryomycetaceae
Gene: RTG3
Product: Rtg3p
Exons: 1
Coding region: 1-1671 (556 amino acids)
Biological process (GO): regulation of transcription by RNA polymerase II
Molecular function (GO): DNA-binding transcription factor activity, RNA polymerase II-specific; RNA polymerase II cis-regulatory region sequence-specific DNA binding; protein dimerization activity
Source: RefSeq, a predicted model, not a curated record
AUGGAAGAUUACUUAAAGGACAGUCCUUCUGAAUAUAGUAACGUGGCAGCAGAAACAGACACUCCUAAUUACAAAUAUAAUUUACCCAUGUCAUUUAAUUUUGACACUCUUCCAUCUCAAUCAGACAUGUCAUCUUCACGUCAACAACUGCAACAGCAGCAACAGUCACAACAACAGCAACCAAACCCUUCCAAUAACAAUGAAUUCCUGUUUAAUUUAAACAUUGCUGGUUUUACUAAUGACAACAACCAAGGAACCAACUCCAAUACCAAUACUAAUUCCGCAUUCAAUUCAAAUACUCAAUUGGCAAGUAAUGAAUAUUUGAGUCCUACAGGAUUCAAUUAUAAUGCCACUACAGGGUCAGAGUCGAACACUUAUCCUGGUUCCCCAGGAUCGUUCACAAAUGAACCAUUCUUGGAUGAUAUCGAUAAUGUUGCCUUUCUGCAAGCAGUUUUAGCACCACAACUUAACACCCAAUCUCAGCUUCAGCAACUGCAGCAGCCUCAACAGCAGCAACGUCAACAAAGUCUUUCACCUAACCCACCAUUAUCACCCCAUCAACAAUUCCUUAAUGUCAACAAUUCGGCUAAUCUAGACGAGCUUAUUUCCCCACCAAAUACCAGCGGAGGAGGAUUCGAUGUUACAAGUCCAUUCCUCAAUCCUCAAUACUUUUCCCCACCUACACGAGGCCAAAGUAGUUACAAUCCAUUGAAUGCAAUUGCCGAGAACCCAUUGGCAUCUCCUUAUAGCGAUGAUGUAUUCAGUCCGGAUCUUUCCCGAAAUGGUAGCAUAAGUGGACCACCUGGUGGUGGAUUCAACAAUGGUAGCAAUCAACUUGAUAUUACUGCUACUGGACAAUAUCUUUCCCCUCAAUUCAAUCCUGGGUAUGCGUCACCGCCAAUUUACGAACCAUAUUUGCAAUCGCCUCCUCCAUCUAAUUCUCAGUAUCCUAAUAGAAGUGGAACCAAUAGUGUGGCCAAUAUGAGCACAUCGAUACCGGCUAGGUCAGAAUGGCACCAUAAUGCCCUUUCACCUCCUCCACAAACUGCCAUUUUAAGUACAUCAGUUCCUGGUUCUGGUAAUUCGGGUAAUCGUGUCCCUAUUUCCAAGGAAGGUAUUCCUACCAAACAACUAUCCAAAGAAGAAAAGGCCAAGAGGAGAAGAGAAUUCCACAAUGCAGUAGAGAGAAGACGGCGUGAUUUGAUCAAAGAAAGAAUUAAAGAGUUGGGUGUCAUUGUUCCUCCUUCUUUACUAAACCCUCAAUUGAGUGCAGUUCAAGCGUUACAACGCAAGAGCUCAAUUGAUUCAAAUGAUUUGAAUGAUUUAAUAAGUUCAAUUAAAGUCAAGGAAACCAAACCUAACAAAUCCACAAUCUUGAAUAAAUCGGUUGAUUAUAUUAACCACUUGAAUUAUGUUUUACGUCAACAAGAAUUUGUGAGAGAGCAGUUGGUGAGUCAAAUUGAAGCAUUGGAAAAAACUUUAGGUGAAACGGAAUUUGGCAGUGGUAGCGGAUAUACAGAUACAAAUAAUCCUAACCAGCUGCCCCAGGCUUACUAUAUGGAAUCAUCUAAUAAUGGCAAUUCUGGAAAUCCAAACUUUUUGGGAAGUACAGACAUACCAAUUUAUAAUCCUGAUGAAUUCUUUUCCGAUAUACACAAUAACCAAUUCUAA